This is a messenger RNA of Ramularia collo-cygni, 1410 nucleotides long. Its product is annotated as probable permease of the major facilitator superfamily. The record is from RefSeq and is a predicted model, not a curated record. Gene Ontology annotation, cellular component: membrane. Lineage: Eukaryota; Fungi; Ascomycota; Dothideomycetes; Mycosphaerellales; Mycosphaerellaceae. Gene Ontology annotation, molecular function: sulfate transmembrane transporter activity. The coding region runs from base 1 to 1410 and encodes 469 amino acids. The transcript has 15 exons. Gene Ontology annotation, biological process: transmembrane transport.
AUGUUCCUAUGGAUCGACGUGAGGAUAUGCUCUUGGGUAUGCCUGAUGUUCUUCGCCCUACAGCUCGACCGUGGCAACWUCAGCCAGGCUCUCAGCGAUGAUCUCUUGACGGACCUCAAAAUGACCACAAACGACUACAACACGGGGCAGACGAUAUUCUUUUUAUGUUUCCUCUUCGCAGAGCUUCCCUCCCAGCUCAUAUCAAAGGCCAUAGGUCCCGACAAUUGGAUACCCGUGCAGAUGGUAUCAUGGAGUCUAGUUGCAAGUUGCCAGGCAUUCAUGACCGGAAGAUCAGGUUUCUGGACCUGUCGGGCGCUGCUAGGUCUAAUCGAAGGAGGGUUCAUUCCUGACAACGUCUUGUACCUCAGCUACUGGUACACCGGCUUUGAGCUGCCCAUCAGGCUGUCAUUCUUCUGGGUGGCGUAUCAAAGUACCAGCAUUAUAUCCGCCUUCUUGGCUUAUGGAAUCCUACACUUACGUGGUGUUAAUGGCAAACCCGGCUGGGCUUGGCUCUUCGCUCUGGAGGGCAUGUUGACUGGUCUGAUCGGGAUCGUCUCAUACUUCUAUCUACCACCCUCGCCGACCCAGACGGCAUCUUGGUUCAGGRGAAAAGAUGGAUGGUUCAACGAACGAGAAGAAAAGAUACUGGUCAAUCGUGUGCUACGUGAUGAUCCGAGUAAGGGCGAUAUGCACAACCGCGAAGCUCUCUCUCUGGGUAUGUUCUGGAAGUGCCUCAAGGACUAUGACCAAUUCCCUGUCUAUCUCCUUGGUCUAUCAUGGCUAAUCCCAGCCACACCAAUCACGUCUUAUCUGACACUGCAACUGAAGGCCGUUGGCUUCGGGACGUUUAAAGUACAGCUUCUCACUGUGCCUGCUUACGUUUUGUACAUAAUCAACCUGCUAUUCUUCAGCUGGCUCUCCGAGAGGCUGAACGAGCGAUUCUUGCUCGCUACAAUCAGCCAAUGGUGGGCAUUAGCGCUACUCAUCGCCCUGGAAGUGCUCUCUGCAGAUCGCAGUCCUUGGGUAGCUUGGGUUCUCUCGGUAUUGCUCUAUGCCAUGCCAUACUUUCACGCUGUACUUGUCGCAGUGACUUCGAGGAAUGCAGGAUCGGUGCGGACACGCACUGUCGCCACUGCCAAAUACAACAUGUGUGUGCAGGCUUCGAGCAUUGUCGGCACCAAUAUAUAUCGAGAAGAUGAUAAGCCUGUAUAUAGAAGAGGUAACAAGAUCCUCAUUGCUAUCGUAUGUUAUAACAUAGCGCUGUUUGUCGGAGCCAAGGUCUUUUAUGUUCACGUCAAUAAACAGCGCGAUAGAAUCUGGAGUGCUAUGAAGAAGGAAGAGAAGGAAGAAUAUCUCAGGACCACCAAAGAUGAGGGCAACAAACGGCUCGAUUUCCGCUUUGCUCACUAG